CGCGCGUCACCGGUCGAUCACCAUGUCCGGCGUGUUUGCACAGUUGAAGGAGUACCUAUGGGGAGACAAGUGGUACGCUUGGCAGAAACACUGCUACGUGACGGGUGCCUCGUCUGGGCUGGGUCUCAAGCUUGCCGUCAAGCUCGCUGAACGCGGCGCGCAUGUUACGCUGGUUGCGCGCAACCAAGAGCGCCUCGAUGCCGCUCUCAAGCAAGUGGAGGCUGCUCGGGUCUCCGAAGGCCAACGCUUCCAUACGCUCUCCUACAACGUCGCCACGUCUGAAGGCGCGACGGAGGGCAUAGCAGCCGCCUCUGCGCUGUUCGACGGUAACCCGCCGGACGCGGUUUUCUGCUGCGCGGGCAAGUCGACACCUAAGUUCUUCGUGGAGAUGAGUGCGGAGGACCUUUCAAGGGGGUUGGAAGACGGUUACUGGGCCCAGGCGUGGACAGCUUGGGCCGCGUCCAAAGCACUCGUCCGCGCAGGAAAGCCUGGCAAGAUCGUGUUCGUGGCCUCCAUUCUGGCCUACAUGUCCAUCGUGGGCUACGGCUCCUACUCCCCCGCCAAGUUCGCGCUUAGAGGUCUGGCAGACACCCUCCGCAACGAAUUCGUCCUGUACGAUAUCGACGUACACAUCUUCUUCCCGCCCACUAUGUACACCCCCGGCUACGAGGAAGAGAACAAAACCAAGCCGAAAAUCACGCUCAAAAUCGAGGAAGAUGAUUCGGGACUGACUCCAGAACAGGCCGCCGAUGCCUUGCUCAAAGGAGUGGCGGCCGGUCAUGCGCACAUUACCGGCGAUAUCCUCACGGAGAUAUUCCGAGCAAGCACCCGAGGAUCCGCCAAGGGACAUAACUGGAUUUGGGACUCGAUUCUCGAUAGCAUCGGCCAUAUUGCGAUACCAAUCUGGGUAUGGACGGUCGACAAAGCUGUCAAGGGGCACAGAGCAGAACACAAGGCGUAUCUUGCCGAAAACAAGUUCUUUUCCGAACCUUCGACUUCGACUUGA
Messenger RNA from Punctularia strigosozonata HHB-11173 SS5, 1006 nucleotides. Its product is annotated as oxidoreductase. Gene Ontology annotation, cellular component: endoplasmic reticulum membrane. The transcript is spliced from 7 exons. Gene Ontology annotation, biological process: sphingolipid biosynthetic process. The record is from RefSeq and is a predicted model, not a curated record. NCBI's taxonomy places the organism in Eukaryota, Fungi, Basidiomycota, Agaricomycetes, Corticiales, Punctulariaceae. The coding region runs from base 23 to 1006 and encodes 327 amino acids. Gene Ontology annotation, molecular function: 3-dehydrosphinganine reductase activity.